Pieris brassicae (large cabbage white) is the source of this 925-nucleotide messenger RNA. Its product is annotated as translation initiation factor IF-3, mitochondrial-like. Gene Ontology annotation, cellular component: mitochondrion. Lineage: Eukaryota; Metazoa; Arthropoda; Insecta; Lepidoptera; Pieridae. The record is from RefSeq and is a predicted model, not a curated record. Gene Ontology annotation, biological process: mitochondrial translational initiation; ribosome disassembly. The transcript has 3 exons. Gene Ontology annotation, molecular function: translation initiation factor activity; ribosome binding. The coding region runs from base 92 to 736 and encodes 214 amino acids.
UUGUCAAGUAAAUAGUAAUUAAUAACCUGUGUUUUGGAUAAUGCAUUUCAAAUUUGAUUAUACUAAUUUGUAAUUUUUAAAAAAUAUCGAAAUGAUUUCUUAUUUAACGCUAACACGAAUAACAAAGUUCCUUGGUUGUCGACCGAUCACUAUGAAAAUAUCUGCUGAUGGUAAAGAUAUCCCUAAGAAAAAGGUAUUUCAAGCUAGAAUUACUCUUAUUGGAACUGAUGAUUCAGUAAGCAUAACCGACCUAAAAAGUGCUCAGAAUAUUUCUACUAGAAGAGAAUUAAAAUUAGUCAAAAUUCAGGAUGAAGAUACUAAAACACGGAGACCUGUGUAUAAAUUGAUGACAAAUGCGGAGUAUCAUGAGGAGGAAAUAUCUAAAAGGAAACAGAAACAACAAGACAAAGAGAACAAUUUUAUAAAAGGACAUAAACUUUUAACACUCUCAUCACGAAUAGCAGAACAUGACUUGAUGACUAGAAUUAAGAAAAUUGGGAAAUUGCUAGAAAAACAAUUUGAAGUAAGAGUUGUGAUAACUGGAGAGGAAAGCGAAACAAACUCAAACUAUGACAAAAUAUACUCAACAAUUGAAAGAAACCUUCAAUCAAAUGGUAAUCUAGUUCAAAAGAGACAAAAAGGCAGCGCACUCAAGUUUCAAGUGCUACCGUUAAGAAAAUCAUCUAGUAAAGACUCCAGUUCUAAUAAAAAUGACAGUGAUGGUACUGCCAUAUGACUAGCUGUGGUUAUUGUUGGUAUUUUACUGGCAAAAUAUUUAAUUUUGUGUAAAUAUAUGUUUAAUAAAUCCAAGGAUACAGAUAUUGAUUUAAAGAAAUCUAGAAAAUCAUCUGAUAGUGAAGAAUUGAUGUAAAUAUUGUAAGAUUUAUUUAUUUUAUUAGGUUUAAUUUAAAUAAAAUAGACAAAA